This is a messenger RNA of Fusarium graminearum PH-1, 831 nucleotides long. RefSeq lists its product as uncharacterized. The record is from RefSeq and is a predicted model, not a curated record. Gene Ontology annotation, cellular component: mitochondrion. The coding region runs from base 111 to 707 and encodes 198 amino acids. NCBI's taxonomy places the organism in Eukaryota, Fungi, Ascomycota, Sordariomycetes, Hypocreales, Nectriaceae. The transcript is spliced from 2 exons. Gene Ontology annotation, biological process: autophagy of mitochondrion.
CUUCGCCAUUCUCGCUCUUCCCCCUCCUUGUGAUAACUAUUCUUCUUCUUGGAUCAUCAUCAGGAGACUAAUACCAUCAUAGUUCGUAUUUUAUACGGAAAUCAAUCGCAAUGACUGCGACAGGAACGAGCGUUUCGCUCCUCAAGUUUGUGGGCACUGUCUCACUUGGCUUGCUGACGGGUGUCUCAUACUCCAUCUCAUCUCUCGCCCUCCCUGCCCUUCUCCGACUUCCUUCCUCAGCUUCCGCCUCUCACGGCCUCUCUACCCUCAGCGCAGCCCUCAAGACACCUGUUCUGGCCCUCACGUCUCUCGCUUCUGCGCCGUUCCUUAUUAGCUUCUUCCUCGCUCCCCGCUCAUCUCGCCAUCCUUACCUUCUCUACACAGCCAUCCUCGCCACUCUAUCUUCCGUCGCCCCCAUCCUUAUUCCUACACCUACACCUGCUCCUAGACGUACCGCUUCAUCGGCGCCUCGAAAGUCUUCGCGUGCUAAGAUGGAGGCCAGCUACGAAGUUCUAGGCGAUGCUCACAGUGAGCCCGCCAGCGACGAAGAUAUCGAAGACAUCAAUGGCGAGGAAGUUCGAGCUGAGGUCGAGGGUCUUACGCGAAGCUACCUCGCCAGGACAGCUAUUUCUGCCCUGGGCUUUGCCAUGGCAGUCGUUGGUAUUUGGGGUGAUGGUGCACCCCAGUCUGUUGUCUACGUCUCAUAAGAAGGACAGGCAGUUCUAAAUUGCGAUUUUCCCGUUUACAUAAAUUGAUGAAUAUUCAAAACACAAGGGCGGUCGAUAUACUCAGAAAUUAGGAACAUCUCCGAUCAAUACUACUUAAUGAAAC